This is a messenger RNA of Amborella trichopoda, 2434 nucleotides long. RefSeq names its product L-type lectin-domain containing receptor kinase IX.2. NCBI's taxonomy places the organism in Eukaryota, Viridiplantae, Streptophyta, Magnoliopsida, Amborellales, Amborellaceae. Gene Ontology annotation, molecular function: ATP binding; carbohydrate binding; protein kinase activity. The record is from RefSeq and is a predicted model, not a curated record. Gene Ontology annotation, biological process: protein phosphorylation.
GCUGCUAUCUUUGAACCUCUUCUUCCUCUCUUUUUCUGCAUGCAAGAAAGUGAGCUUAUAUCACACUAAGGCCACCCAUCCCUCAUCCACUCCUCUUUUCUUCACAAAUUGUUCCAUAUUAUUGUGAAGACUUUUUCUCAAUACCACUUCCAAUUUAAACACAUGCAGUCUCCUCUCCCUUAGCAAAGUUGCCACUCUUUUUACCUCUCUUUUGGCCUUUGCCAUUAGCCAUGACAUCCUGCAAAUGUAGAGCAGGUCUAAUGCUCUUAACCAUUUUCUUCCUCCUCAUUUCCUUCGCCACCUCUUUGGAGGCCGACUACACUAACACAAUCUUUCCCACUGAUGAUGACGCACCUCCUCAGAUUGGAGUCCAAGGAGAUGCUAAGGUUACCAAGGACAAAAUUCUACUCACUUCCUUCGGGAAUAGCAGGGGUCGAGCCUUCUUUAAUUACCCUUGUUUUGUGUGGUAUACCCGGAAUACAAGCAUCAAUAGCUUUAGCACAGAGUUUGAGUUCACCAUUACAUCAUCUAGUGGGAAUCUCACUAGCGGUGGCCUUACCUUCUUCUUGGCCCCAAUGGGAUCGGAAAUGCCGGCCAAUUCUUCUGGAGGGUGGCUUGGCCUCUUCAAUGAGACCACAAAUAACAAGUCGUCGAAUCAAGUAGUUGCUGUGGAGUUUGAUGUAUCUGAAGAUCCGUGGGAUCCUAAGGGGGGAAACCAUAUUGGCAUCGAUGUGAACUCAGUGGUUUAAGAAAAUUUGCAAGUCCUUCUCAAACUUGUAGGGGUUCCUGUGUCUGUUGGAUCCUUCGAUCUUUCUUUUGGCGUGGAUUUUAGUCAGGUCCUCCCACAAAAGGUACUCAUGGGGUUCUCGGCUUCCACUGCUCACUUAACUGCAUCACACAAUAUUUUGUCAUGGAAUUACACUGGACAGUAUCAGAGUUACAGUGAUAUCUAUAGUGGGCUUAUCAUUUCAAUUGCAGUAACUGUUUGUAUAGGACUUGUCGUGUUUGGCAUUGGAGUUGCAUUGGGUAAAUGGUGGAGGAGGUGUAAGGGCAAGGGGAGGGAGGAUUUAGGUUCUGAUACAAGCAUAGAUGAGAACUUUUUGAGGGGUACUGGGCCUAGGAGAUUUUCUUAUAAGGAGCUCAUGACUUCGACCGACAACUUUAGUGAGGAUGGAAAGCUUGGAGAGGGAGGAUUUGGAGGGGUGUACAAGGGUGUUCUUCGUGACACCAAUGAUGUGGUGGCAGUCAAGAGGAUCUCUAAAGGAUCUAAACAAGGAACUAAGUAGUAUGUUUCCGAAGUGACUACCAUUAGCCGUUUAAGGCAUAGGAAUCUUGUUCAGCUUCUCGGGUGGUGCCACAAUCGAGGUGAUCUACUUCUUGUUUAUGAGUUCAUGCCCAACAAAAGUCUUGACUCCCAUCUUUUUGGAGCUUGCAUUGGACUGACAUGGGACCUAAGGUAUAAGAUAGCUUCUGACUUGGCUUCGGCUUUACUAUACCUUCAUGAAGAGUGGGAGCAAUGCGCAGUCCAUAGAGACAUCAAAUCGAGCAACGUUAUGUUGGAUUCUAACUUCAAUGCUAAACUGGGGGACUUUGGGCUGGCUAGGUUUGUGGAACAUGGUCAUGCCUCCCAAACAACAGUGAUUGCAGGGACUAUGGGGUAUCUGGCUCCUGAGUGUAUCAUCACUGGGAGGGCUAGCAAAGAAUCUGACAUUUUCAGCUUUGGGGCAGUUGCACUAGAGAUUGUCUGUGGAAGGCGGCCAGUGGAAUUAACAGUCGACAAUUUGAGUGUUAGAUUACUGGAGUGGGUGUGGGAGCUCUAUCAAACAGGGAGAUUGUUUGAAGCUGUGGAUGAAAGAUUGGGUUCGGACUAUGAAAAAGAACAAAUGGAACGACUCAUGGUUGUGGGGCUAUGGUGUUCACAACCUGAUGAAUCUCUGAGGCCCUCAAUUAGGCAAGUGAUUCAGGUCUUGAAUUUUCAGGAUUCCCUCCCUGAGCUCCCACUCCAUAUGCCCAUGCUCAUAUACUACCCCCUAAAGAAUCCACCCAAAUGCCCUUACAAAACAUCAAGCAACGGAACCAGUUCGACUCACCACACCACUGCAUUGUUGGCACCGACCACUAUGACGACCAAUUCCCCUUCUUCUUACUACACUCUUGCUUAAUCUACGAGAUUUUAUACCAUAUGUGCGAACAUAUUUGCAAACUCCCAAAUGGGAUAUGAUAUUGUUCCUGUUUUUUCUGGUCUUUAUAUCAACCUAUCAGCCGAGGAGUCUUGUUGGGUGAUGUACUCUACAGAAGACAGAGUUGGUCCACUUCUAGUCAUACAAGCGAUUAUGCCUUGUACCGUGUUUAACUUUCACUGUAAAAUCUGUUGUAUGGGACAUAUGGUGAGGAACCAGAGUUUUGCCAUUGAUAUGCAUUUUGUAGUUCUAAA